UAGAUGUCUGUAGUGCCUCUAAUGUUUCGCGAUUGGUGGGACGAGUUGGACUUUCCAAUGCGCACUUCGCGCCUCCUGGAUCAGCAUUUUGGCCAGGGCUUGAAACGCGAUGAUCUGCUUUCGUCCGUGUGGAACUCGCGCCCCACAGUUCUGCGUUCGGGCUACCUCCGUCCCUGGCAGCGUUCCGCAAACAGCCUGCAAAAACAAGAGUCCGGUUCAACGCUGAAUAUCGACAGCGAGAAGUUCGAAGUCAUUCUGGAUGUGCAACAGUUCUCUCCAAAUGAGAUCACCGUCAAGGUGGCCGAUAAAUUCGUUAUCGUUGAGGGCAAGCACGAAGAGAAACAGGACGAGCAUGGCUUUGUGUCCCGACAAUUCUCCAGACGUUACCAGCUUCCAAGUGACGUUAAUCCCGACACAGUGACGUCAUCGCUCUCUUCUGAUGGUCUGCUAACUAUAACGGCGCCCAUGAAAAAACUGCCACCACCCUCGACUGAGCGCUUGGUGCAGAUUACACAGACUGGACCUUCCUCCAAGGAGGAUAAUGCCAGGAAGGUGGAGACCUCCACAGCCUAAAGUGUUCAACGGACUGGAAAAUGAGCUGAGCAGUGCUUAUUGCACUGUAUUUUUUAUAUCAUCGUAUCGGAAUGAAAACUAGUUAGUACAACAUUUGGAUUUUUUAUAAUAAAUAGACUUUAAAACUUGUGUAAUACUAUAUUCGAA
Messenger RNA from Scaptodrosophila lebanonensis, 720 nucleotides. It is a transcript of the gene l(2)efl, whose product is annotated as protein lethal(2)essential for life. NCBI's taxonomy places the organism in Eukaryota, Metazoa, Arthropoda, Insecta, Diptera, Drosophilidae. The record is from RefSeq and is a predicted model, not a curated record. Gene Ontology annotation, molecular function: protein folding chaperone. The coding region runs from base 4 to 573 and encodes 189 amino acids. Gene Ontology annotation, biological process: protein refolding; response to heat. The transcript is spliced from 2 exons.